AUGGAUACAAUAUUCAUCCACCUUCUCCUCUCGUUUAUGCUACUUUGUCCCAUAGCCAUCGCCGCCGACGUGUCGGACACGCUCGGCAAGGGCCGGAACAUCACCGACGGCGAGACGCUCGUCUCAGCCGACGGGACAUUCACCUUGGGAUUCUUCUCUCCCGGGGCGUCAACCAAGAGAUACCUCGGCAUCUGGUUCUCGGCGUCCAGUGUCGCCGUCUGCUGGGUGGCAAACGGUGACCGCCAUGUGAACGGCAACUCCGGCGUGCUGGUCGUCAGAGACAUGGGAAGCCUUGUGCUGCUAGACGGCUCUGGCCACGUCACAUGGUCAUCGAACUCCACCAGCUCCUCGUCAUCGGCGGAGGCGCAGCUCCUCAACUCCGGCAACCUCGUCGUCCGCGACGGAGGCAGCAGCAGCAGCGCCAUCCUGUGGCAGUCGUUCGAUCACCCGUCGAACACCAUGCUGUCCGGCAUGAAGCUGGGCAAGAACAAGUGGACCGGCGCCGAGUGGUACCUCACGUCGUGGCGCUCAGCCGACGACCCGUCGCCGGGGGCCUACCGCCGCUCGCUGGACACCAGCGGGCUGCCCGAGCUUGUCGUGUGGCAGGGCAACGUCAGGACCUACCGCACUGGCCCAUGGAACGGCCGGUGGUUCAGCGGCGUCCCGGAGGCGUCGGCGUACAAGAAUUUGAUCUGGUACCAGGUGACGACAAGCCCGGCGGAGAUAUCCUACGGCUACACCUCCAACCCCGGCGCCGCAUUGACACGUGUCGUGCUGACCGACACCGGCAUGGCCAAGCGCCUGGUGUGGGACUCGGGCGCCCGGACGUGGCAGACCUUCUUCCAGGGACCGAGGGACCUCUGCGACGCCUACGGCAAGUGCGGGGCGUUCGGGCUGUGCGACGCCGGCGCGGCGUCGACGUCGUUCUGCAGCUGCCUCACGGGGUUCAGGCCCGCGUCGCCGCCGGCGUGGUCCUUGAGGGAUACCUCAGGCGGAUGCAAGCGGAAUGUGAAGCUGGACUGUGCCAAUAAUGGCAGUGGCACCACGACGACGACGACGGACGGUUUUCUGUUGGUCCACGGAGUGAAGCUUCCCGACACACGCAACGCGAUGGUGGACAUGAGCAUCACGGUGGAGGACUGCAUGGCGAGGUGCCUCGCCAACUGCUCAUGCUUGGCCUACGCCGCCGCAGAUAUCCGCGGUGGCGACGUCCGCAGCGGCUGCGUGAUGUGGACGGAUGACAUCAUCGACCUUCGGUACGUGGACAAAGGGCAAGAUCUGUACCUGAGGCUGGCCCAGUCUGAGCUGCCGGUGGCGCCCUCGCCGCGGCGGCGGCCAUUCCCUACUGCACCAGUUGUCGGUGCCUCCGCAGCCGCCGUCGCUGCCGUGGUUCUUAUUGUUUUGUUGGUCGUACCUGUGAGGAGGCGCCGGCAACCUAUAAUCCCAGCUGUUCAGAGUGCCUCCUCGGGUGUACCUUCUACUGAACUACGCAGACCUCCGUUGGUCCCUUCUGUUGGACAACGUAGUCCUGUUCUCAACGUGCCUUCUGUUGAACUGUCUACUUUGAGGAGGACUACAAAUGAUUUCUCUGUAGACAAUGCCAUUGGCCGUGGAGGAUUCAGCACCGUAUUUGAGGGGAAUUUAACUGAUGGUAGAAAGGUUGCUGUAAAGAGGAUCACACAAUCUUAUCUUACCGAUGAAGGUGGUGAAAUUUUCAUGAGAGAAGUGCAACUGAUGUCAGAGCUCAAGCAUGACAAUCUUGCUCAGCUCCUUGCUUAUUGCAAGGAUGGAAAUGAGCGGAUACUAGUCUACGAGUACAUGGAGAACAGGAGCUUGAACCUUUACAUAUUCGCGAGAGAUCCCAGCCACCGUGCCCGUGCUUUGUUGAAUUGGGAGCGGAGGCUGGAGAUAAUUGUAGGGGUUGCCAAAGGCGUUGCUUAUCUGCAUGGACAGGAAGUGAUACACAGGGAUCUGAAACCAUCAAAUAUCCUCUUGGAUGAAAAUUGGAGAGCUAAGAUUGCAGAUUUUGGCACUGCAAAAGUUUACGUCGAUGGCCAGACGAAUCCGACACUAGUACAGACAGAGGGGUAUAGGGCUCCAGAGUACACAGCGCAAGGGCCGCAGCUGACGCUGAAGUGCGACGUGUAUAGCUUCGGAGUCGUCCUGAUUGAGAUCAUCAGUGGCAAAAGGAACAGCAGCACCCCAAAGCUCCUUUGUCAUGCCCAGGAAUCUUGGAACCAGCAUAAAAUCAAGGAGGACCUUCUGGAUUCAGCUGUGGGCCAACCGGAGCCGGAGAUUCUCCUUCAGCUGGAGAGAUGCGUGCAGGUCGGCCUUCUCUGCGUGCAGCAGUCGCCCGCCGACAGGCCAUCCAUGGCUGAAGUAGUCGCGAUGCUGACGACGAACGGCAGCAGCAGCUCGUCGCAGGCCCGUCGUCCGGACAGCAGUGCCGCCGCGUCUCCUCUCGCGACGCAGGACGCGUCUGGCGCACACGGCGACUCCAUCUAUCUCACGUAG
This is a messenger RNA of Miscanthus lutarioriparius, 2514 nucleotides long. Lineage: Eukaryota; Viridiplantae; Streptophyta; Magnoliopsida; Poales; Poaceae. The record is from the annotation of a GenBank genome assembly.